Molecule: messenger RNA, 1266 nt
Organism: Pundamilia nyererei
Lineage: Eukaryota; Metazoa; Chordata; Actinopteri; Cichliformes; Cichlidae
Gene: tpm4b
Product: tropomyosin 4b
Exons: 9
Coding region: 286-1140 (284 amino acids)
Source: RefSeq, a predicted model, not a curated record
UAACCGGUGGGAAAGGGCUGUCACUGGGGACUAGGGCUGUCUCCAAACCUCCUGUCAAGUUUAAAUCACAUACAGCUCCACCGACUCUCAGUCUGCAUCCUCCUCUCCUGUGCUCGCUCGCUCCGAGCUCCCUCCUCUCUGCAUCUGCCAGUUGCGCUCCCUGUCAACCUUGUGAGGGCUCCUGUGAGGCGUCUUCCUCUGAACAUCUGCAGCAGCUUUUCCCCGUAACGAACUACAAAACUUCAUUUUCUAAAGAUCUCAAGACGCUGACACCCAACAGUCACCAUGGAGGCCAUCAAGAAGAAGAUGCAGAUGCUGAAGCUGGACAAGGAGAACGCCAUCGACAGGGCGGAACAGGCCGAGACCGACAAGAAGGAGGCGGAAGAUAAAAGCAAGCAGCUGGAGGAUGAGCUGCUCGCUCUGCAGAAGAAACUGAAGGGAACAGAAGAUGAACUGGACAAGUACUCCGAGGCCCUGAAGGAUGCUCAGGAGAAACUGGAACUGUCGGAGAAGAAGGCCACAGACGCUGAGGGCGAAGUAGCAUCGCUGAACCGCAGGAUCCAGCUGGUGGAGGAGGAGUUGGACCGUGCUCAGGAGAGACUGGGCACAGCCCUGCAGAAGCUGGAGGAGGCCGAGAAGGCCGCAGAUGAGAGCGAAAGAGGCAUGAAGGUGAUUGAGAACAGAGCCAUGAAAGACGAGGAGAAGAUGGAGAUCCAGGAGAUGCAGCUCAAAGAAGCCAAACACAUUGCCGAGGAAGCCGACCGCAAAUACGAGGAGGUCGCUCGUAAACUGGUCAUCCUCGAGGGUGAGCUGGAGAGGGCAGAAGAGAGGGCAGAAAUUGCAGAACUCAAGUGCGGUGACCUGGAAGAAGAGCUUAAGAAUGUUACCAACAACCUCAAGUCUCUAGAGGCUCAGUCUGAGAAGUACUCUGAGAAAGAAGACAAAUACGAGGAGGAGAUUAAAGUCCUGAAUGACAGACUUAAAGAGGCGGAAACCCGUGCAGAAUUCGCAGAAAGGACAGUGGCUAAGCUGGAAAAGACCAUAGAUGACUUAGAAGAUGAACUGUACACUCAGAAGCUGAAAUUCAAGGCUAUCAGCGAGGAGCUGGAUCAUGCCCUCAAUGAUAUGAACACCUUGUAAACCCUGCACUCUGCCGACUUUGCAUCUUUAGAAGCACUUUGUCUCUUUUAUUCCUUUGCAUUCAGAGUUCCCUUCUCCUUCUUUUUGCAUUAAACUGAAGCUUAAUAAAGACCUUUUUCUCUUUUA